This is a messenger RNA of Aplosporella prunicola CBS 121167, 1326 nucleotides long. RefSeq lists its product as uncharacterized. The record is from RefSeq and is a predicted model, not a curated record. The transcript is spliced from 8 exons. NCBI's taxonomy places the organism in Eukaryota, Fungi, Ascomycota, Dothideomycetes, Botryosphaeriales, Aplosporellaceae. Bases 133 to 1326 code for a protein of 397 amino acids.
AAACUGCAAAGGAACCGCCCGCUUUCCCACGCUUGCUUUGUCUCUUCACUUCCCGCGCCUCCUUUACCAAUCGCACCACUUUCAGCAACCUACCUACCCCCUUCAUCAAUCCCUUGCUCCAACACCGCGACGAUGUCCACCGACGGAGCUCCCCAGCUGCCCGACGUCAACCCCGACGGCGGCUACGUCAGUCUCGAUCCCGCGACCAGCCAGGCUCACAGCAACCAGUCCAACGGCGGCUACACGCUGCACGACGUGAAGGACUCUGCCAUUAGCUCUGCCCAAGCCGCCAUGGAGUCUGUCCAGAACCACCCCAUCACUCAGAAUGCCAUCAACGGCCCCGUCGCUCAGAAUGCCAGGGCUGAAGCGCAAAAGACGUCGUCCGAGUUCCGCGACCUCGCCGGUGCUCGCAAGACGCCCGACCAGCCCGCUGCCACCGGCCAGCCACUGACGCAUUACCACUCCAUGUUCUACAGGCUUUUGAGCUGGAAGAACCCUCGCGCCACCGCCAUAUCCUUCGCCUGUUCCGUGCUCCUCAUCUUCGCGGGCCGCUACAUGAACAUUGUGCGCUAUGUCUUCAAGGCGCUCUACCUUGUUCUCGGCACUACUGCUUUGGCUGAGAUUGCUGGAAAGGCUGCCCUGGGCAACGGUCUGGCCUCCCAGAUGCGCCCUCGCAAAUACGUCAUGAUCCGGAAGGAAUCUCUGGAGCGGUUCACCGACGAUCUUGAGCAGCUGAUCAACUUCUUCGUGAUUGAAUUCCAACGCAUUGUUUUCGCCGAGAACAUCUAUGUCACGGUCGCCGCUUUCUUCGCGACCUUCAUCUCAUACUGGCUGAUCAAGAUCAUCCCGCUCUGGGGCCUUGCUCUGAUUGGUACCAUCAUGGUCUAUUCUGGUCCUCUCAUUUACAUGCAGAACAAGGAGGCCAUUGAUGCUCAGUUGCGCAACACGAACCACAUGCUUAACCAGCAAGCCAACCAGUUCAAGGACCUCGCUGCACAGCACAGCGCUCGCGCCCAAGAGACCAUGAGGACAUACGCCAAUGAAUACAGCAACAAGGCGCAGGAGAUGAUUGGACAGGCUAAGAACAAGGCCGCAGGUGCCACUUCCAAGGCCAAGGGCCAGGCCGCCGCAACCACGGAGAUGGCUCAGGAGAAGGCUUCUGCUGCCACCUCGCAAGCCCAGGAGACGGAUCAGACCGCUGAGCCCACUUCUCGGGUUCAGGAAGGUGACUUCCCUUCGGCACCGAGUGAUGAGUUGCCGAUUCACGGGUCUGCUGCUGGCUACCCUGUCACCGCUGAAGCCCAGAUCCCCGAGCCUGCGAUCUAA